AUGGUGUCACAGCACGGCAUCCUAUACGCCGUCCAUCUCGUCACCAACCAGUUCGGCAAUCUCGUCGCGAAAGUCUGUGAAUGUCUCCUGCGCGACGGAGCAUUGCCCAUCCACGCCAUAGUUCGACGAACUGAGCUCUCUCCGGCUAAAGUGAAGAACAGCUUGCUCGUCUUAAUCCAGCACAACUGCGCGCAGGCUUUCAUCCUCGAAGAGAGCGUGUCUGGAGAGGAUGCUGGAGAACCAGGGAAAGCCCACACACAGUACAUAGCAUUGUUUGUCAACAUACUUCAUCGUGUGAGGUUUUCCAAGUUCUUGGAUGUGGUGUCGAAGGAACUCGGUGGCUCGUGUGGGGAACUCUUCAGAGGUUUGCUAGAACACGGAAGGCUCACAGUAAAGCAAAUAGUGGAUAGAGCUGAUGCAAAUGCCAAGGAGAGUACCAAGACAGUGCAGGAAGACCUUCAUAAACUUGUGAUGGCCCAUUACGUUGAAUGUUGUCCUGCUCCUGAACCUUUAGUUCCCCCACCCGAUCCCGAUGCCAAGAAGCGUGCCAAAUCUUCGAAGGUCUUGGUGGAGUCAUUAACCCUAGAGCAGCGUGUUAUGGCUGUAGCAAUGCCUUCAUCGAUGAGAAGAUUUUCAUUUGUACCUAACACAGAUCAAAUAGCGGAUGACCAGCAAAAUGUGAAUCAGCCCCCGACUAAAGAUGUUGGUCAAAAGCGCAAGCUUCAUGAUUUGGAGUCUGAUCCGGCACUUGAAGAAGAGGCCGAAUGUAAUUGGCGUGCAAAUUUUGAGGAAUUGCUUCGUCGUCUUCGACACAAGGCCUGUGUCGAUACCAUAAAAGUACGCUUCGAUGAUGUAGCAGCAACUGUUCUUAGUGCAAUGCUGGCGGCAUCUAGAGCUGAAGAGAAUAAAGUCAAAACUGCAAACUCAGUGCCGUUAUCGCUGGAUACUAUAUAUGAAGAAGUUGUGAAAAACGAAAAGAAUCACAGUAUGACUUUCGAUCAUGUCAGAACUUGCCUCGAAGAGUUGAGCUCUCCUCCAGCCUUUGUAAAAACGGACGAUGAAUCGUAUAGUAUAGAUUUCGCACAAAUCGUUGAAGCAGCUCAGAGUGAAGAGAUUGAGUCCAUUAUUUUGAAAAGAUAUGGAGAGGCAGCAUAUAAAAUUUUCCGCUUACUCUUUAGAGUUGGCCGCCUCAUGGAAACAGAUAAGAUUGCUGAUACGAUAUUUGCCGAGAAGAAGGAGACGUCGAAAACGCUUUACAAAUUGUGGCAGGAUGGAUACUUACUCAUGGAGAAACUGGUUAUGGGUGGUACGGCUACUGGUCCUAGCUAUGGUGGUUCUUCCUUCAUAUUGUGGAAAGUAAAUAAACGGCUUCUUUGGGGGACAGUCGUGGAUGAGAUGUUUCAUGCUGCCUUCAAUCUGAACCAACGUUUAACUCAUGAGAUUGACCAAAACAAGGAGGUUAUCUUGAAUCUGCCUCCGGAUAAACGAGAGGGGCCUGACAAACAGAAGUUUGAUAGACUGAGAAAUGUCAGAUUGCUUAUCCAUUCGUCGCUGAUGAAGUUGGACGACGUGAUUAUGCUCUUCCAUGAUUUCUAG
This is a messenger RNA of Linum trigynum, 1596 nucleotides long. The record is from the annotation of a GenBank genome assembly. Lineage: Eukaryota; Viridiplantae; Streptophyta; Magnoliopsida; Malpighiales; Linaceae.